UUGUUAACGUCACGUCAAACGUCAAUGUCAAAUUGGGAUUUACAAAAACAAGAUAAUUUUUGUUACUAUUUGCUAAGAUAUCAAAUAAAAUAUAUGGAAGAGAAGAGAUUAAAAAUAUACCCAAUACACUUAUGAUUGAUAAAAUAUUGUAAUUUAGAAUACCGCAAACGUCAUGAAGUACGAAGAAACUUUACAACGAGAAUGGGACAUCAGUAAGGAACAGCCCUGCGGUGAUGUGAGUGGUGACGAUGUGACCCCGUCGGAUGCGGCGCUGGGUGCGCUGCUAGAGGACGCCGAGCCCGCCGACGCGGAUGCAGAGCGACGCGUGCGGCGCCUCGGGAGCCGACUCGCGCGCCUCGACGCACUCAACGUCGCCGGCAUGCUGGCCGCCGCCACCGAGAGCGGGGGCGCCGGCGCCGCGCUGGCUGAGCGCCUGGAGGCGGGGCUGGGCGCGGGCGCGGCGCUGGCGCAGCGCUUGCGGCGCUACGACGCGCUGGCCCGCGCCGCGCCCGCCGCGCCGCACGCUCGCUCGGACGCAGCGCGCGCCGACUCCAACGCGCGUCUGUUGCUGGCGGAGCUGGGGGAACUGUUCGGCUGGCUCGACGCGGCUCCGCUGCGGGACUUAGAUUCGUUGACGGAGGUGGCGCUGACGUCCAACGAAGGCCGCGCGCAGGCGCUGGCGGCGGCCGAAGCACUCCGCACGGCGCUGCGGGCCGAGGCCAGUGCGCCCGCGUCGCGCCGCCGCCUCGCCGCAGUGCGCGAGCGACUCCGCCGCCUCACGCGCGCGCGUGACCAGUUAGCGGCGGCGCUGGCGCGGCACCUGAACAACGCGCUGAUCCACCUCGGCAACGAGGCGGCGCACGAGUCCCGCGCGCACCGCCACCACGCCGAGCUGCUGCCCUACGCGCCCUUCAUGCGCUGGCUCAAGGACAUGGACGAGAAGGCGUUCGACGCGCUGGCCAAGGUGUACGUGGGCACGUGGGCGCGCGUGUACGAGCGCGAGCUGCGCGCGGCGUGCGAGGCGGCGCGGGCCGCGCUGGCCGCUUCGCCCCCGGACCGUGCGGAGGAGCCGCUGGACAACGUUUUAAGUUUGGUCGAGAGUUUGUGCAACGCAGAGCAAGACUUUUGUACGCAAUUCUUCUUUUUGGACAUCGACGUUAAGGGCGACGGCAGCGACGGCGAGCGGAGCGAGGGCGGGGAGCGGGGCGAGGCGCGGCGCGGCGCCACCGAGACGCGGCGCUUCAUGUGCGAGCUGUUCCCCGCGCUCGAGGCCGAGCUCGUCGCGCUCGUGCAGCAGCUGGAGCGACACGACCCCUAUGGCGCCAUGCGCGCGCUGGCGUGCGUGGGGCGCCGCGUGCUGGGCGCGGGCGCGGAAGGGGCGCGCCUGCAGGCGGGAGCGCGGCCGGGCGCGGGCGAGGCGCGGUGGGCGCGCGCGGCGCUGGCGGGGGUGGCGGUGGCGGCCAAGCGCGGCGCGGACCGCUGCGUGGCGGAGCGACUGGCGGCGCUGCCCGACGCCGUCAAGCAGGCGGCCAAGAAGCCCAAGUGCGGGCUGCUGAGCUUCCUGCAGGAGUUCGAGGCGCUGAGCGGCGCGUGCGAGCGGAUCUUCGCGGCCAGCGGGCGGCGCGCCGACCUGGAGCGCUGGUACGUGUCGCUGGCCGGCGCCAUGCUGGCGGCCGUGGCGCACGCCGCGCACCCGCGCACGCCGCGCGCCGUGCUGCACCUGGAGAACUACCACCGCCUGCACGCGCUGCUGUCCGCGCUGCGCGUGCCCGCGCUCGAGGCGCUGCGCCGCGAGUGCCGCGCGCGCUACUCCGACGCGCUGCGCGCCUACGUCACGCAGUACUUCGGCCGCCCGCUCGAGAAGCUCACGCAGUUCUUCGAGGGCGUGUCGGAGGCGGUGGCGCAGGGCGUGCGCGAGGACGAGGUGUGCUACCGCGCCGCCUUCAGCAAGCACGAGCUGCGCCGCGUGCUGGCCAUGUACCCGGCGCACGAGGUCCGCAAGUCCCUGCACCGCCUGUACCGCACGGUGGAGAAGCACCUGAGCGAGGAGGGCGGCCUGCUGCAGGUGGUGUGGCGCGCCAUGCAGGAGGAGUUCAUCGCGCAACAUGUCGCGCUGCAGGCGCGUAUAGCGGCGUGCUACCCGGCGGCCGGGCUGACGCUGCCGCUGACGACGCAGCACAUACUGGACGCGUUCUCAGACAUCGCGCGCGAGCACUGACGCAGUUUGCCCUGUGUAAUUGUAUACGGAACCUUUACAAACUGCAUAUAAUUUCAAUUGACUCAUUCAGAUGUUUUAUCAAGUCUUCAUUGUAUAGAAAUUCUUAAAAUCCAGUUAGGUAUUAAGUAUCGUAUUAAUCCAAACAUAGUUACAAAUCUAUAAAGGUACGCUAUGUCAAGGUUGAAAGGCUAAUUUAUACAAAAUACUUAUGUUCAUAUUUACAUCUGUGAAAGUGAAUAAUCAAAGAUUACAUAUUGAUAAACUUGUUAAAGCUGAAAGAAUAAUGUAUACUUGCUGUGAUAUUUGUAUAUUAAUGAGUAAUGUCAAUAAAACAAGAUUUGAGCCAUAUUUGCUUCAGGUAGAACAUUCAUGGACGGCCUUGUUUUGCUCGGUGAUGAAACUGAGAAGUGAGGAGAUGCAUAAAUACUUAGGUCUGCAUCAGACCACUUACAGGUGCGCAGAUCAUAGUCUGGGCUUAUUACGAGUAUGGGAGGGCCAUGCUUCGGCACGAAUGGGUCGGCUCGUCCAGAGUGAUACCACGGCCUCUCAGAAAACGAGGUGAAACACCGUGUCGUUUCGUCUUGUGAGUGAGGUUUCCGCAGGCCCAAAUACCUCCCCUGCACAAUCCCCGAAUCCUCAUUAAUUCUGAAAUUCCUAACAAGACCGACAACGUACGUGUAACGGCACAGGUGUUUCGGGUGUCCACAAGCGCAGCUGAUUGAUUACCAUCAAGUGAUCUGUCUGCUGGUUUACCGGCUUAUCCCGUAAAAAAAAGAAUAACGAGCAAAAGGUUUGUGCUCAGGUAUCAAAGUGAGGUCACUACAUUAUUUGCUUUGUUAAGUUUUAUAAACAUGUAUUAUUUAUUUAUUUUUGUAAUAAAGUGGUCAUGUAUUAUACAAUACA
This is a messenger RNA of Spodoptera frugiperda (fall armyworm), 3121 nucleotides long. It is a transcript of the gene Sec3, whose product is annotated as exocyst complex component 1. Gene Ontology annotation, biological process: exocytosis; Golgi to plasma membrane transport. The record is from RefSeq and is a predicted model, not a curated record. Gene Ontology annotation, cellular component: plasma membrane; exocyst. Lineage: Eukaryota; Metazoa; Arthropoda; Insecta; Lepidoptera; Noctuidae. Gene Ontology annotation, molecular function: phosphatidylinositol-4,5-bisphosphate binding.